GAGUGGGCUUGUCUGACCUGUCUUGAGGGCGAGUCCAAGAUUCUUGUCCCUGUAACGCUGCUGCCUCAAGCUCCUUCCAGAUACCGUAUUCCCUUGAUCGCAACCAUGCUGGCCGCAGUCAGGCUCUGUGGUUUGUCAUCUCGACUUCUCAGCAGGUCUUUGAUGACAGCUGGCACAUUAAAUUCUAAGGAUCAGCUCCCUGAUAUGAAUGAAGGAUCCAUACCUAUCCAUGUAAAUAAUGUGCGUGAUAGAUUGAGGGCAAUUGUGGGAGCUUCUACAAACUGGAGCGACCAUGUACAAGCUAUGGAAGAAAGGAAAUCUCUACAGUCCCUGUUGGCUAAAAAGCAAGAAGAUCUUCCUCCAAGAAGGAUGAAAGACAGUUACAUUGAAGUCUUGUUACCUCUUGGUAGUCAGCCUCAAUUGCGGGAAAAAUAUCUAAAUGUUUACAACAAUGUGAGGUUUGGUCGGAUCCUUGAAGACCUGGACAGCUUAGGAGUGCUCAUUUGCUAUACUCACACAAAAGCUGCCUCUGGCCAGACUCCUCUAUCAAUAGUCACUGCUCUAGUGGAUAAGAUAGAUCUAUGCAAAAAGCUUAUUUAUCCAGACUGUGAUAUCAAGCUUACUGGGCACGUUUCCUGGGUAGGGAAGACAUCCAUGGAAGUCAAAAUGCACAUGUUGCAGCAACAUGAUGGUGUUUACAGCCCAGUGUUGGACGCAACCUUUGUUAUGGUAGCCAGAGAUCCAGAGAACAAGAGGCCGGCGUUUGUCAAUAUGAUAAUCCCUGAUGGUCCAGAAGAAGAGAACCUUUUCAAGCAAGGGGAAUUGAACAAAACGAGACGAGUGGCUUUCAGUACCGCCUCCUUACUGAAAAUGGCUCCAACUGCAGACGAGAGAAACGUUGUGCAUGAUAUGUUUCUCAAUACUCUUGACACAAGGACUGUAAGUUUUCGGAGCCGUGUAUUGCCACCCAAUUCUGUAUGGAUGGAAGAUGCAAAGUUCAAGGGUUUGGAGAUCUGCCACCCUCAGCAAAGGAACAUAUUCAAUCGGAUAUUUGGUGGUUUUCUAAUGAGGAAAGCUUAUGAACUGGGGUGGGCCACAGCUUGUUCCUACGGGGGUUCCAGGCCCUAUGUUGUUGCUGUUGAUGAUAUCAUGUUCCAAAGACCUGUUGAAAUUGGUUCACUGUUGUUCCUUUCUUCUCAGGUGUGUUAUACAGAGAAUAACCACAUCCAGGUCAGAGUCCACAGUGAAGUUUCUGACCCAGACACCAGAGAACACCACACUACAAAUAUCUUUCACUUCACUUACAUGUCUGAGAAGGAAGUGCCCCGGAUUGUGCCACAGACAUAUGGUGAGUCCAUGCUGUAUUUAGAUGGGAAACGCCAUUAUGAUGCCGUCAUCAAAAGCAGAAAUGGACAGAAUGACUGUGUAUAAAAAAAAAACUAAAACCUGGAAACCUGAAAAAAGACAGCCAUACAGGAAUGAGCUUCCAAAAAAGGCCUUGUUAACCGUGGAUUGUUUUCUUGCACAGCACUAAGCAGCACAUUAAAAGGAUCCGAAGAAAUGCAUUGUUGCCGUGUGUAAUGUUAAAUGAACUGAUUUUCAGUAUCAUCUGUGCUGCUUUACAAAUGACUUCCAAUAUUAUACAAAUCUGCUUACUGCUGCUAUUUUUUAAUAUACAUCACAUUUAUUUAGACUCCAUUUUUAGUAGAUCCUCUGAAUCUGUGCCUUUUGUUCUUUAUAUGCAGUGAGGUAAAUGUUGUCAUGUUUACUUUUUAAAAACCCAAGCUGUUUCAGUCAGCUACAAUGACAAAUGGACUUUCUAUCCUAUGAGUUUUCAGUCUUUUUAAAUGAGAGGAAAUAGACUUUGUUUUUCCUUUUGCAGGCCCGGUGAACAAAUUUUAUUACAUGAAACAAAAAUAUUAUAUCAGUACAUAAACGUAUUUUCAAAUGUUCCUUAGCGUUAAAUGCGCCAAUGCCGUAUACACUCAUCAUAUACAAUGUACACACACAGAAAUGGGCAAGCUGCAGAGAAGAGGUGCAUUCUGUGUGAUGUAGCCAUAUAAAAAGCACUGGAGGAUUGGAAUGUGGCACCUAGGCUUUAGGAUAAACAACUGUGAUUUUGUCUUUAGAAUAACAUUUUGAAGAAAACUAUCAAAGAUCUAGAGUGAUAGGAGAACAUAUAUGUCGUAAACCAAAGUUCCUCACCUCUGUUAUAUAUUUUUAUAAGAUACUGAUAAUCAGAAGAUCAAUUGUUUGCAUUCAGAAAUGUAUUUAGUUAUUCACAAAAGGUGAUCAUGUAAUAUUGUCUAUCUGUCUGAUCAUAAAAGGGCGUAUGGCUAGUCCCUAGUUACGUGUCCUUUUCAUGAUGCUUUGUGAUAUAGGUCAAUAUGCAAAUAAUGUAUGUGUACGAUGAUUUGCACGUAUAAAGAUGGUUCAAUUAGAUAAAUACACAGGGAA
Messenger RNA from Bombina bombina (fire-bellied toad), 2457 nucleotides. It is a transcript of the gene ACOT9, whose product is annotated as acyl-CoA thioesterase 9. Gene Ontology annotation, cellular component: mitochondrion. Gene Ontology annotation, biological process: acyl-CoA metabolic process. Gene Ontology annotation, molecular function: fatty acyl-CoA hydrolase activity. The transcript is spliced from 16 exons. Lineage: Eukaryota; Metazoa; Chordata; Amphibia; Anura; Bombinatoridae. The coding region runs from base 106 to 1431 and encodes 441 amino acids. The record is from RefSeq and is a predicted model, not a curated record.